AUGAGUUUCUCUCAAAUAUCACCUAUACCUGAGAUAAAAGAUGUUGAACUUGGAUCAACUAUUGGUAAUGGAGCAUUUGCAUGUGUUAAAUCAGCAUGUUUGAAGUCUGAUCCUAGUGUUGUGUUUGCUGUUAAGUUUGUGCAUAUUCCUACUUGUAAGAAUACAGGGUUAUCGGAGAAGGAUAUUACUAAAGAAGUUGUCUUACAAUCAAGAUGUUCGAAGAAUGAUAAUGUUUUAAAAGUGAUUGAUUGUAAUAUCUCUGAUGAUUUUAUGUGGAUUGUGCUGGAGAUGGCUGAUGGUGGAGAUCUGUUCGAUAAAAUUGAGCCUGAUGUUGGUGUGGACAGUGAAGUCGCACAAUUUUAUUUCCAACAGUUGAUUAGGGCAGUUUCUUAUUUACAUGAUGAGUGUGGUAUUGCUCAUCGUGAUAUAAAACCUGAAAAUAUAUUAUUAGAUGGGAAUGGUAAUUUAAAGUUAGCAGAUUUUGGUUUAGCUUAUCAAUAUCGCCGUAAGGAUGGAUCCAUUCGUAUUUCCACAGAUCAAAGAGGCUCACCUCCUUAUAUGGCUCCAGAAAUAUUACAUUCAAAUGCCUAUUUAGCAAAUAUUACUGAUAUCUGGUCUAUUGGUAUAUUGUUAUUUGUAUUGCUCACUGGAGAAAUACUUUGGGAAUUACCAGUCUUUGAUGAUGAAAAUUUUGAAAAUUUUAUCAAAAACGAAGGUAACAUCUACACUGGACCAUGGACAAGACUUGAUUUCAAUCAUAUGAAUCUAUUAAGGAAAAUAUUACAGCCAAAUCCUGAAAAAAGGGUAUCUUUAGAGACAUUAAAAUUGCAUCCUUGGUUUACUUCCCAAGUGAGAUUCGCUGAUGAAAAUGGCUUAUGUAAUAAUCCUUCAUUGCUUGCAAGGAAACUUUUAUCUAAUUUAAAAGUAUCAUUGAGUGAUAACGACUAUUUCAAAUUUACGCAAGAUGUUAAUAUGAAUGAAAAAAUACCUUACAGGCUGGGAUCAACUCAACCGAUUAACAAUGACUUAGCCCAAAUCCAGCAUGAUUCCUUAAAUGUUAAAAAUUAUUCAUUUACACAGCAGCAUUCAGUAGUUCCUGAUUCUGGAGGACCUACAGGUCAACGUUCAUAUUUGAAACAGGACUUGGACUUGACUAAAAAACUAUUAACCGAUGUGGCAGUAUUACAGUUUUGUGAUGAAAGGGACCCGAACUUUUCUUCAAGUCUUGUUUUGAAUAAGACAAAUAUAACAAAAUUCUAUACUCUGGAAGAAAUGGACAUUAUAUUACCUCUACUAGAGACAGCUUUACAAAUUGUGCACGUCAAGGUAAAGCCAGAUUUAUAUGGUCAAUUUUCAACCCUCUUCAACACAAUGGGAGAUGAAUAUAUGUUCCCCGUUACAAUUGGUGUUAAAACAGAGGAUAGAAAUGGUUAUGUUCUUACUGGUUCUAUCAUUAUAGCAAAACUAGAGGACCCUUUGAAAAGUGUUGACUUCGAGAGACGUUCUGGAGAUCCAUUAGAAUGGAGAAGACUGUUCAAACGUAUAGCAUUGUGCUGUAGGGGAAUUAUUUUAGUUCCUGGAGCAAAUGAAACUUGA
Molecule: messenger RNA, 1596 nt
Organism: Vanderwaltozyma polyspora DSM 70294
Lineage: Eukaryota; Fungi; Ascomycota; Saccharomycetes; Saccharomycetales; Saccharomycetaceae
Gene: CHK1
Product: serine/threonine protein kinase CHK1
Exons: 1
Coding region: 1-1596 (531 amino acids)
Biological process (GO): mitotic G2 DNA damage checkpoint signaling; protein phosphorylation
Cellular component (GO): cytoplasm; nucleus; site of double-strand break
Molecular function (GO): ATP binding; protein kinase activity
Source: RefSeq, a predicted model, not a curated record